Molecule: messenger RNA, 3857 nt
Organism: Betta splendens (Siamese fighting fish)
Lineage: Eukaryota; Metazoa; Chordata; Actinopteri; Anabantiformes; Osphronemidae
Gene: efna3b
Product: ephrin-A3b
Exons: 6
Coding region: 598-1260 (220 amino acids)
Biological process (GO): ephrin receptor signaling pathway; axon guidance
Cellular component (GO): plasma membrane
Molecular function (GO): ephrin receptor binding
Source: RefSeq, a predicted model, not a curated record
CCAUUCGCAGCAGCGAUGCCCGACGCGCAGCGACUCGGCCACAAUAUUGGAGGAAUGCGCUUUUGUCGCUGGCAGGGGGUGGAGUUAGAAAGUGAACGAGCGCUGCCUACCAAACGCGGAGAGGAGAAGCAGCGGAGAAGCAGCGAGCGGAGACACGCGCGGCCAGGCUGCUCAGCGCCAGCGAUGCUGCCCGGACACAGCUGAAGAGGAAGCGGCCGCCCGAUCUGCACGCAGCACCGGCGCGCGUGGCGCCUCGGGGAUCCUUUGGGGGGGAACGAAGAAACUGCGGCGCGCGCAGAAACUGUUGAGAAAAAAAGAAGAGGAUUUUUUUUAGUGCAUGUAUUUCUGUUUUCCCACUAUUAUUGUUGUUUUCAUCACGCCAAUCGCGCACAACUGCUUCGGACAGGACCGUUUCAUGCUUUCCUUGUUUGGACCCGGCACCACCUCACCGGCCUCCCGCGCUCCUCUGGCGGGCUCACGAGCAGCACUUCCCGGCGCUUGCUGGGAUGUUUGAGUCGCGCUGCUUGGUGGGCUGAAGGGACCGAGACGGUGGCCGGAGAGACCGCAGGGACGCAGGCCGAGCGAGGAGUCGGGAGCAUGGCUCUGGUGGCGCUGUCUCUCUGGGUGCUAACGAGUCUCACCUGGGCGAACGUGCUCCAGGUGUCCGCCAACAGACACUCCGUGUACUGGAACAGCUCCAACAUACAUCUGCGCAGGGAGGGCUACACCAUGCAGGUGAACGUCAACGACUACCUGGACAUCUACUGCCCCCACUACAACGACAGCCAGCGCAUGGUGGGCACCGGCGAGCAGUACGUCCUCUACAUGGUCAGCUACCGCGGCUACCGCACCUGCGACCCCCAGCUGGGCUUCAAGCGCUGGGAGUGCAACCGGCCCCACGCGCCCCACGCGCCCAUCAAGUUCUCGGAGAAGUUCCAGCGCUACAGCGCCUUCUCGCUGGGCUACGAGUUCAACGUGGGCCAGGAGUACUACUACAUCUCCACCCCCACCCAUCACCACGGCCGCAGCUGUCUGAGACUACGGGUGUACGUCUGCUGCUCCACAGCCUCUGGCGUAGACGAUGAUCCAGAGCCCACAGAACCAGACUACCCGCAGCCGGGCCUAAAGCUUGAUGAUAUCGGUGAAUUUAACCCUGAGGUUCCCAAGCUGGAGAAGAGCGUUAGCGGGAGCAGCCCGUCAAGGGAUCGCCUUCUCCUCACCAUGAUGAUGCUCCUUCUGGCUGCUCUCUUCAUCUCCUAGCAACGGCCAUCCCAUCAGCAUCACCAUGCCAACUAGCCUUGGGAGGGUGUGCAGUAUCAGCGGGUGGGAGACAGGAGUGAGGGAGGGGGGACAGUUACUAUACCACAAAUAGAGCAGAAGGCAAGAGGAGGGGGACUUUCACAUGAGAGGUUUUGAGCACAUCACAGUGUAAACAUGUGUGUGUGUGUGUGUGUGUGUGUGUGUGUGUGUGUGUGUGUGUGUGUGUGUGUGUGUGUGUGUGUGUGUGUGUGUGUGUGUGUGUGUGUGUGUGUGUGUGUGUGUGUGUGUACAGUUGUGCGUUUGGAAGAGUGUGGUUUUGGUGGAGCUGAGCAACCUUCAGGCGCUCUGCGAUACAGACCGAACCCUAUAUUGCAUUGAAGUCAGCUGCGGAUGCAGGUGCAGACUGUGUGUGUGUGUGUGUGUGUGUGUGUGUGUGUGUGUGUGUGUGUGUGUGUGUGUGUGUGUGUGUGUGUGUGUGUGUGUGUGUGUGUGUGUGUGUGUGUGUGUGUCUGAGCAGGCCACAGGUUGAGCUUGUUGAAUCAUGCACACGGAGCGUCUCUCCAGCAGGAGAAGCGGCUGGAACCCUAGCGAAAUGAAGAAAAAGUUACUGAGCUACUCAUCCAAUUGAAAACCAUUUGAAGACUUUCCCUUGGAUGUGAUUGGCUGACACACUUCCUGAGGGCUAGUUGCCAUAGUUUCUGCAACAAGACUCAAACUGAUCUCAGAUGAACUCACUCAAAUACGUUUCAAAAGAACUAAAUUAAAAAUGCCUUUUUCUGUUGUUGUUAUUGUUGUUGAAGCUGAUGCUGGGAACUUGUCUCAGCCAGUGGACACAAGGACAAAGGGACCGGCUGAUGAACUGCGCUGGUCCUGUUUAGGACACUAGUCGACGUAGCUGAUAGUUCAGACACAAACGCACCCUGGGACUCCAGACGCAUGAGUUUCCGUCUCCAGCUUCACUCUGCUGUGUCAUCCCGUGUUCACUGUCUGCACAACGGGACCGGACAACGGAUCAUUCACUUCAGCAUCCGGGAGGAAGAGGAUGAGAGCGCGAACGCGUGCCACCGACGCACUCAGGGUUUCCUGGUGUUAUAACUCGCUGCUACUUCUCUUCCUCCAUCCUCUCCUGCGGUUAGCGAAGCACACGCCGUGGCCGACACUCAGCAAUACUGCCCUCUUCUUGACCGGCCGCACGGAAGGCGAGGAAGAGGAGCAGCGAGGAAGGACAGUCAUUCACACGAGCAUCCACCACACUGCUCCACCAACCCCAUGUAUGAGUGAGUGUGUGUGUGUGUGUGUGUGUGCGCGCGCGGCCGACGGGGGCGAACGGAUGCCUGAACGUGCCACGUGACCGUGACUGAGAUUAUUGUGAGUGGUACUGACAGAAAAUGCGUCCACAUCCAGUACCGUCCAUCCUGUAAGUAGAAAAAUGCAAAAUGAGAAAAAAAAAACCCAACACCGCUAAAGCAGCAGAUAAUACGUGAACACAAGUGCUUCGGUGGAGAGCUAUGGCAAUUCAAAACUCACACCACUGCCCCAGUCGGUUGCAUCGGCGUAGCGUUUCCAUAACAACCAGUACCUUAUUCACCAUGGUUACUCUACCCUGCCAACAAUGGACUGUAGUAGGGCAUGGCUUACCAUAGUAGCUUGUAACAAAGAUGAUUAAAACCAUAAUGGCGGCGAUGAUGGGCUGAGGGGCGACUGUCGGUCGACCAGGUCACACAGUCACUCACCCACCGGCAAGUGAGGCGUUCAAGUGCUUGUGUAAAUGUUAAAAAUGGACAAAGAAUGGAAUUUUAAUGUCGACGUGAUGUAAGCAUUUAUACAGAUUUAAAGCUCUGUUUCAUUGUUGUUGUUUUUUUACUAUUAUUACUAUGGUUUUGUUAAUAAAAACUCGGGUGGGCGGAGCCAUAUGUGCACCUGGGCUGUGCAGUGUCUCAGAUCAAAGGCAAAGAGAUUAUACGUAGGAGCAUUUAUAGACUGACGGAGAAAAGAAUCAAUUCAAUUCAUUCAGCGUCUUUUGUUACAGUAGAAUAAUGUGCGGACCAGCCCAGGUGUGGAGGUGGCUCGGUAGGAAAGCUUGGGGUUGGGCGGGUUAAAGAGCUGUGCCAGAGGGGAAAUCACUCUUCAAGAAGUUGCACUUAAGAAACUUAGACACGAGAGCAAGAGCGUCCGCGUGUCGUCUGUCCGUUAACGUGCGAGCGUCAUUUCCGUCCAUCACUUCAUGAGUGUGCGAGAGCUUUAGCAUGAAGUGUGUGUGUGUGUGUGUGUGUGUGUGUGUGUGUGUGUGUGUGUGUGUGUGUGUGUGUGUGUGUGUGUGUGUGUGUGUGUGUGUGUGUGUGUGUGUGUGUGUGUGUGUGUGUGUUGUUGUUUCUGCUCUUUCCACGUGUGCGUGAGUGAGAGCGUGUGACCGAUUGAUUGCAAAACAACAAAAGCAUUUAAUAGUGUUGGAAACAACAAGUUACAAUCAUGUUUACCUUCGACUGGAAUGACUUUAAAUGAACUUGAAAAUAAACUGUAAACUGAAUAAAACCAUAACAGAGGUUAUAACAAUGAUCAUGAUAACAAAAUAAUAAGCUUACAAAUCUUACUUUUAA